Messenger RNA from Galleria mellonella (greater wax moth), 896 nucleotides. RefSeq lists its product as uncharacterized. Lineage: Eukaryota; Metazoa; Arthropoda; Insecta; Lepidoptera; Pyralidae. The transcript is spliced from 5 exons. The record is from RefSeq and is a predicted model, not a curated record. Bases 129 to 881 code for a protein of 250 amino acids.
GUCUCUCUCAAAACGCGCUUAUGGCUGCAGGCUACAUUUUUUACCGGUUUUCCUUUUUUUAUUUAAUAAACAAUAUAUAAAGCGGUCCUACCGACCGGUCCUUUUCUUACGAGAGCAAGCCUAACGAGAUGCUACUACGGUGCAUACGUUUCCUUCUUUGUACUCUUAUCCUUGUAGUGGUUGGUGCCUCUUGUGAUGUACUUUUUCGUCAAAAUGUACGUUCAGAACAGCCAGCAACUCCCGCAUUGCCGUUCCCCACUUGCAACUCCAAUGACAUCGAGUGUUUGCGACGAGGGCUACGGACCUUUUUCAUCCUAAUGGACAGUGGUUACGUGGGUAUGAAGCCUAUUGACCCGGUCAUCGUAAACAGUGUCGCAAUCUCUCUUCCUGAAGAACAGACCUCCUUUUUAUUACGAAGAGCUAAUGUCACAGGAACGAAGUGGACGCGGUUAGCUGAUAGAAAAUUUUACUUACGCGGCGGCAAAAGUGGAGUCACGUUCAACACAGACCUACACGUAACUGGAGAAUUUACUAUGUUGAUGGCUUCACGACUUGAACCAUACAUCGCUCAUUUAACAAUGGAUAUAGAGAAUGUUGAAACCAAUAUCACAUAUAAUUGGUUCAGUGAGCGUAGAAUAGACAAAGAAGAUUAUAUCUUUAUCGGACCAGAGCGAAUAGCUGUAAGAAACAUGCGACUUCCAACGUUCUUCCUGCAACCAAACUCUGAAGACUCCAGCAUCAUUGAACACAUGUUACAAUCAAAACAAUCAAUUCUAGACCAUAUAUCAAAUGAAAUAACAGCAGCCGUGAUGCACGAUGUAGUUGAUAAUUUUAGACUGUUUGCUAGUAAAGUACCAAUAAAGUAUUAUUAUAAUUAUUAGCUCAAUGUUUUUUUU